UAUUAUUUUUAUUAUUACUAUUUCUCAGGAUCUUUUAUGUCAAUUAAAAUUAAAUGUAUUGUUUCAAAUAUUCGUCGUGGUCGCCGUGUCUCAUCCUGCAAAGAAGAGACAACAAUCAAGGGGAGGUACACUGUUGUGAGGCUCGUGGAAGAAACCAUGUGAUUAGAGUGACAGUCGAGUGACCACUCUCAUGUUACGAUGGGUUCCUCAAGAUUCGUAGCCGCCACACUGUGGGUCCAUUGGCUAAUACUGCUCCUCGUUGCCUUACCUUCGAUCCUUUCUUCCGAUGCCGCCAAUUAUUUGUACGGCUCUCUACCAGCACAAGAUUCCGAUCCUGUCUUGGAAUAUGAGGCACCAGAAGUUGGCUCUGUUCUCAAUGAGAUGGGCGAAGACGCUGCUGCUCGUCCUAAUUUUCUUUAUUCUCCCCAUGAGGGCAAUCGAGUCGUGCUCUACUACAUGCCUUGGUGUCCCCAUUGCCGAGCCUAUGUACCCACCUACAUUGCGCUAGCACGUCGUGUAGAGGAGAUCAUCACUCAAGAAAGUCAAUCAUCAUUCCAAAACAAAAAACUUUUGUCAUCAGUAAGAUUCUACGCCGUUUCAUGUCAACCAAACCAUCAAGUUUGCAAGGAGCAGCAUGUCCACGGAGUUCCAGGAAUCAAGAUUUUUCGAGCGGGAUCAGCGGAUGGAGUCCCUGCCGACCCCAACAAGUUGCACCCAUUUCAAAUAAUGAGAAUUCUGGGAAUUCCAUUUGGGGGGACUGUGGAAGAGGAAGACUCGGCUAGACAACAACGCUCGUCCCUUAAAAAGGUCACUCCAACAAUCAGCGACAAGACAAGGUUCUUCAAACGCAGCAAAUCGGAUCUCUACGGAGAUGCCUACCGAUCCUUUUAUUUUGCCAUGAAAACAGAGGUUUUUGUACAGAACGGGGUCCUACCAGAAGAUUCCAAAAAGGCCCUCGCGGACUGGCUGCUGCUUCUGCAGGAUACGUUACCUACAACUUGGAGCAUUCAAUUGCUUCUAGCAGACCUUGUCGCCAAUUUUGAAACGAUUACCCAAGACGAAAGCAAUUUACUUGCUAUUUUGGUCAAGUAUCCACCCAAAAGCACAGAAUGGAGUCCUUCCUGCACCAAAGGUGUGGAAGGCAUGGGAUAUAUGUGUGGUUUGUGGGGCCUUUUUCACAUCAUGACGGUUGGGAUGGUGGAGUUUAAUGAAAAUGUCAUUGCCGAGAAUGAACAAGCAUCAUAUCAUACGGAAGAGGUGGCAAAUGUUGUGAAAAGCUACAUUCAACACUUUUUUGGAUGCCUCGUGUGCCGGGAGCACUUUAUUCAGUCCUUUGAUUCCUGUGCAUAUGAUCGAUGCCACCGGUUGGUCAAGGUGGUGGGGGAUGGCAAACAAUUCUGGGUCCAAUUGCCUUUGUGGCUCUGGCAGGAGCACAAUGGGGUCAACGUGCGAUUGCUACAGGAACGGGCAGAGGAGAAAGUUACAAGAAUGGAAGAAGAAGUGGUGCAAUGGCCUCUACGGGCGAACUGUCCCAAAUGCUGGCAAGAGGAUGGAACAAUGGAUGAGGACAUUGUGUACUCGUAUCUUCUGCAAGAGUACUGGCCUCCAGAUACUUCUAUCAGUGCAAGAUCAUUAGUAGACAAGGGAAAGGCAGAAAGCGAGGAUACUGCCGAUAAGUCGGUUCUGGCCAUUCCCUUGGCUCUUUUGCUGCUCCCAUUUAUUGGCCCAGGAUGUUUGUUGGUAAUCAAGUUUCGAAAACGGAGGGAAAAGAAGAGAAGGGGGAGGAGCAAGAAACUGGACUUGUAAUAUAGUCCAGGACGAGACAUUGCUAAAAGUAUCUUGGUACUGGUAUUGGUAGCAUACCUUGCUACUUACUACCGAAGCUUGUGUGGUUGGAUACUAAACAGGAUUCUAGCCAGUGCUGUCUAGCUAGCGAGCGAUGUCUAGCUAGCUAGCGGAUAUUCAUAUGAAUUCAAUGGUACCCAUUUGCCAGAUUCGAUCAUUCGAUUGAUUCGAUUCGAUUCGAUUCGAUUCGAUCCAGAUUGAAUGAGAAUCAGUAAGUUCCGAUGGCAGACGAGUUUGGAGAGUGAAAAGGUCUCGGUAUGCCGACUAUUGGCGUUAGUGUAGUCGUUUGUCCAAGGGCGCUGCCAAUAGAGAGCUGCCAGCUCUUGCACUUAAGAAAGUGGUUCCGUUGUCAAUCAAAGCUGGCUUGCGUCCAGCAAAGGAGCGAAAAAGGAGCCAAGGACGCU
Messenger RNA from Seminavis robusta, 2249 nucleotides. The record is from the annotation of a GenBank genome assembly. NCBI's taxonomy places the organism in Eukaryota, Bacillariophyta, Bacillariophyceae, Naviculales, Naviculaceae.